This is a messenger RNA of Misgurnus anguillicaudatus (oriental weatherfish), 1630 nucleotides long. RefSeq names its product transmembrane protein 134 (gene tmem134). The record is from RefSeq and is a predicted model, not a curated record. Lineage: Eukaryota; Metazoa; Chordata; Actinopteri; Cypriniformes; Cobitidae.
GCUUUUCUCUGUUUUUAUUCGACCCACAAAAAAGAAGCAGCUGUAUUAGCAAAGUUCAGGUUAAAGUUUUCUCGGUUGUAAACGCCGAUUAAAUUAUAAUUUACAGCAGAUAAACUAAUGCCGAAGUGCUUGGAAGUAAUAAGAGGAUCAUGGUAGAGAAAGUAAUGUGUAAUUGAUGAGGAUCAACUGUAAUCGAGAUGCUUGUCAGUUAACACCCAGUGAAUGUGUGAGGGCCUGUAGCUAUGGGGACACAGUUCACAAUCGAUGACGCCUUUGUCCUGGAGGGGGAGGAGGAAGGCGUGGUGCCUGGAGAGGAUGUGGAUGAAUGGGAAGGAAGAGAAAAAGACGGCGGGGGAGAGAUGACAUUCGGACCUCUUUCUUUUGCCAAAACGCAGUGUCAUCCUUCUGCAUCCGCUGGCACUCCUGAACACAGCAAUCUGAAAUAUCAGAACCUGGAGAAUGAAGAUGGUUUAGGUGGCGCUGUGAAUUCUUCUUUCAACAACUUCUUUAAAAUCAGUGAUCCAGCUACUCUGUCCUACUGCAGCUCUCAGUGGUCCUUUAGCACACUCAGCUCAGUCACUCAGCUGUCUGCCCACUGCUGCGGGUGGACGUCUCAUCCUCUGGUGAAGAAAAACAGACGAGUUGUACUUGCCUCAUUCCUCCUAUUAAUCACAGGAGUUGCUUUGAUCUUUACAGGCAUUGUCAUACAGUUAAACCCACACGCAGGUGUUUCAAGUGCAAUCUUCUUUGUUCCUGGAUUUCUUCUUUUCAUUCCUGGUGUCUAUCAUGUCAUCUAUAUAAGCUGUGCGGUUAAGGGGCGAAGAGGAUUCAAGUUCUUUUAUUUGCCAUACUUUGAGAAGUAAAGACUUUUACUUCACAUCAUUCAGACUGGUGGUCUGGAUCGUCUUUGCCCAACAUUUCAUGAACCACUUAAAAUAUCAGCAUUUUAAAACCCAACGAAAUGAAGUAUGAGAAUGGACACUUUUACAAUAUCACUUGUGAUUUUGUAAUUCAUUGUUCAGAAUUCUGUACACAUGUCUAUGUGUAACUUCUACAGAUUAAACUAACAGGGACUUUUACUAAAAUAUAGAUAAAUGAAAACAGAGACUUGUACUGUAUCAAGUCAAAUUUGUCCAUUUAAUUUGUGAAGUAUUUGAAAGGGAGAGAGUAUAUUUCUCUGUGACAUUUUAUAUUAGCUGUAUUACACUGGUGUUAUUGUAUGUUCUCAAUUCAGUGAAAUGUUUUUGAUUUUAUUAAGCCUGUCAAAUAGAUGUACAGAGUUCUUUCAUCAAUGCAUCAACAUGAAAUUGUACACCACUAACCUUGUACAUGCGUAGUAAAAAAAAAAUGAAAUCACAGACAAAACAAAUCACACAAAAAUGCAAAUCAAGAAUGGAGCCAUUUUGGCCACCAAAUGCACAUACAAUCUGUAUUUUAAAGUAUUUUGUUAAAAUCAUGUAAGAUCCAUGAAUCCAAUUAUUAUCAUUUUUUUUUACUGCACAUCAAUUACCUUAAACUAGUACCACUACUAACACUUUAAACCACUGUGUACAACGUAUGAGUGUUGAUGUUUUGUAUUGUAAUGUUUUUAAUAAUUUUGACACUACAAUAAACCUUUUUAUAUAUUUGA